GAGCUCCCAAGCUCUGGAUGCCUGUCACUGAAUACUACCUUCCAAAAGCAGUAACGCCUUCCUGAAUGGGAUCUGUCGGAUCCAAUUCACGUCUGCUCAUCACCACCAGACAAAAAUGUCUGCGAGGGUCAAAUCAUCCAGAACAUCAAAGCCUGACUCGUCCAAACUCAGAAACUCGCUGAAAAAAUCUAACGCCGCAGGAUACGCUAAACGGCAUUCCCAAAAAUCAUCCCAGAAGGGCAAGGCAACUGUAUCAUUUGACGAUGUAUACGAAUAUGCACCUUCAAAAGUUAGACGAGCAAAGAUUGGCUUAGAACUUGAUCGAGAAGAGGCUACUGACCGCCACAACUAUGCAUCGGACGAUGAUGUUGAUCUUGGAGGUAUGGGCCAGGAGGGGAGAGAAGGACUACGAGCGAGAUUACUAGGAGAAAAUGCAGAUGAUGAGCGAGUAGAUAGUGGGGACGAUGAGGAGAUUGAGAGUGAUGACGCGUUUGAGGAGAGCGACGAAGAAAAGUAUGCUGGGUUUGAUUUUUCCAGCAAGCGCAGUAAAACUGCUGAUCCUUCGUCGAAGAAAAAUGCUCAGAAAUUACCCAAAAGACUUCCUGAGGUUGAUUUGAAUGAAGACUCAGAUGGUGCCGUCUCCGAUGCUGAUUCUGCGGACGAACUCGAAGAUGAAGACGAAGAGAUGGAAGAUGGAGAUGCCGAGAACUUCUUCGACGUCCUCCAAGUAUUUGAUGGAAAAGCAGAUGAGAACGAGGUACUGGAAAAGCGGGCUACGGAGAAGAUCAAAGCUCCCGUGUCGAAUGUAUCUGAUGAGGCCAGUGAGUUGGAGGACGAUGGGAUGUCAGAAGAUGAACAGGACGAGGAAGGAGACGCCAUCUCCGCAUCAGAAGAUGAAGCCUCCCCCGAAGCUCUUGCAGAACUGGAAAGUUUCCUCUCGAAACUGGAUCCAGCACAAGACAAAAAACGUAAAUCAGACGAUGCCUUGGCCACACAGUCGCUUCCAAAAAAACGUCGCUUGAUAGAGGAGCGCACUGAGGCUGGGGCAGAGGGAGAGUUUGGCGUUUCUGCUGGGGGUUCUAGAGCACUUAAACUAGACGACCUCCUUGCUCCGCUCACGUCAUCGAGCGCGCUCACUGCGCUCAAACAGUCUACAAAACCUCUUACGUCCACCUCAACCAAAACGAAAACUCUAUCAGCGCCACUUCCUCAGCGAGCUCAAGAACGUCUCGAUCGCGAAGCCGCUUAUGAGCAGACUAAAGAGGAAGUGGAUAAGUGGAGUGCCACGAUGAAGCACAUCAAGCAGGCAGAGCAUCUGAGCUUCCCAUUGCAAGCACAGCCAGAAGGUCGUGUCUCCAACUUGGAGCUAGCAGCAAAAUUCAAGCCUUCCAAUGAACUUGAGUCGGCCGUGGACAAUCUCCUGAAAUCCGCUCAACUCCGUGAUCAGGAUAUCGCCGGAACCGAAGCUCUAAAGAUGGCACAUCUCUCAGUUGAAGAGGUCGCGGCACGACGCGCAGAACUGCGCAUGAUGCGCGAACUUGCAUUCCGCGCUGACAAGAAGGCGAAGCGGAUAGCGAAAAUCAAGAGCAAAGCGUAUCGGCGCAUUCGAAAGAAGCAGAGAGAGCGGCUGGAUGGAGAAGAGGGAGACCAAGAGGAUGAUACCGAGGAUGCAGGAGCGCGGUUAAAGGCUGAGGUGGAGAGAGCAAGGGAGAGAGCGACCUUGAGGCACAAGACCACUGGGAAGUGGGCCAAAGCUAUGCAGGGACGCGAAGGGCUCGAUGUGGAUCAGCGGCAAGCCAUUGGAGAGAUGCUGGAGCGCGGGGAGAAGCUUCGCCGCCGCAUACAAGGCGAGAUGAGCGGCGAUGAAUCUGAGGAAAGCGAAAGCGAUGAUGAAGACCAAGACAUAGACACCAUCAAGAAAGGUGCAUUCGAAGAGCUUGCUACGCUCAAUGCAUCCGAAGAUGCUCCGUCUGAUCUGAAAAGCAAGAGCGUCUUCAACAUGAAGUUCAUGCGCGAUGCCGCCGCGAGGCAACUACGAGAAGCAGACGAAGCAGCUGAUGACUUCUUGAAAGAGAUGGGAGGGGCAGAGCAAGGAAGUGAUGACGACGCUUCCGGUGACGGAACAGUGACAAAGGGCCCGUCAAUCCAGCGUAUCGGCGGGCGCAUGACAUAUCGUCCUACCCAUGCAGUCUCUACAAAACCAGUCGGUUCGCGCGCAUCGGAGACUUCUAGCGUCACCCUUCAAUCCGCUGACUUGGUACAGGACAGCCCUACACCUUCGAACGCUAUUUCUAGCCCAAGACUCUCUUCCCCAGCGCCGGAAAGCAAUCCUUGGCUCGUCGCAUCAUCAUCUUCGGGCCUAUCCCGAAAGAGAAGCGAAGUGCUUGUGCAAAAGGGGGAGCAAGAGCAAGACCGUAUUCGGGAUGAUGCAGUGCUGGAGAUUGACGCCAGCAAGGUUCUCACUGUCCUUGAACCAGCCUCUACGCUGGCCGUCGCAAAUUCCAAGCGUGAGCAAAAGGGAAAGGGAAAAGAGAAAACGAGGAAUGACGGUGUCGCCGCGCAGCCAUUACCUGCUGGUGCUGAUGAUUCUGACGGACAUAGCGAGGUUGAUGAGCAAGAGUGUGCUCUGGAGAGGAAGCGUCAGGGAGGAAAAGGCAAAGGAGUUGCAGCAUUCAAGCAACGAGAAUUGGUCUCCCUCGCUUUUGCUGGCGAUAAUGUCGUCCAGACGUUCGAGGACCUGAAGCAGAAAGAAAUUGAAGCAGACGCGCCACAGGAAGUCGAUACAACUCUCCCUGGUUGGGGCUCUUGGGGAGGCACUGGUACCAAGAAACUUCCACCAAGACCCAAUCUGAUUAAAAAAAUCGCUGGCGUGGACCCUUCGUCUCGAGCCGAUUACAAAAAGGCGCAUAUCAUUAUCUCUGAGAGGCGGGAUAAAAAAGCGGUCCAAGUACCUCGUGCAGAGUGGAAUACUAGAGUAGGGUUCCAGAGAGGAACUCUGCCUCGUGUUGUGAAGAAGGCGAGUCGUCUUAACUUUCCUACACGCGUGUUGCUUAUAUGUGAUGCUUUUAGAUGGGUACUGUCAUUGAACCUCUAG
This is a messenger RNA of Suillus paluster, 3094 nucleotides long. Its product is annotated as Utp14 protein-domain-containing protein. The coding region runs from base 116 to 3094 and encodes 992 amino acids. The transcript has 9 exons. Lineage: Eukaryota; Fungi; Basidiomycota; Agaricomycetes; Boletales; Suillaceae. Gene Ontology annotation, biological process: rRNA processing. The record is from RefSeq and is a predicted model, not a curated record. Gene Ontology annotation, cellular component: small-subunit processome; nucleolus.